This is a messenger RNA of Acanthoscelides obtectus, 936 nucleotides long. The record is from the annotation of a GenBank genome assembly. NCBI's taxonomy places the organism in Eukaryota, Metazoa, Arthropoda, Insecta, Coleoptera, Chrysomelidae.
AUGCCUAAGCGUUGCUGUGUACCAGGCUGCAAGGGAAAUUACGAGGUAGAAUUGAGAUCGACACCCUACAGGUCAGUGUUUCGAUUUCCAAAAAAUGAGGAGUUGAAAACUCAGCCUCAGACUUCAGCUCAGUCACAAGCUUCGGCUCAAAAUGUUUCUUUAUCAUCCGUGUUGAAGGAAAUCUACGAGGAAGUGCUCAGCUUCCGGCUCCAGCUCAGGUUCAAAGAUAAACUCAGCUACAAGCAUCAGCUCAACCUCAAACUUCAGCUCAGUCACAAGCUUCGGCUCAACGUUAAGCUUUGGUUCACCUUCAAGAUUCGGCUCGGCUUCAAGCCUCAGCUCAGAUUCAGCACGGCCUCAGCUUCAAGUUCGACUUCAAGAUCAGCUUUAAGCUCAGUUUCAAAUUCAGCUCCAGACUCAGUUUUAAGCUCCAGAUUAGCUCCGGCUCAAAAUGUUUCUUUAUCAUCCGUUUUGAAGGAAAUCUACGAGGAAAUGCUCAGCUUCCGGCUCCAGCUCAGCUCCAAAAAUAAACUCAGCUACAAGCUUCAGCUCAGCCUCAAACUUCAGCUCAGUCACAAGCUUCGGCUCAACGAUGCGGCUCGGCUUCAAGCCGCAGCUCAGAUUCAGCACGGCCUCUGCUUCAAGUUUGAAUUCAAGAUCAGCUUGAAGCUCAGUUUCGAGUUCAGCUCCAGACUUAGUUUUAAGUUAAAGGUGAGCUUCGGCUCAACGUCAGGUUCCAGCUCAGCUCAAAAAAUCGGCUCAACUUCAGGCUUCAGCUCGUUUUCAAGACUCAGCACCCAUUCAAUCAUCUGUACAGCUUCAGCUCAGCCUCAAACUUCAGUUCCUUCCCAAGCUUUGGCUCAACUUCAACCGUCUACUCAGCUUCAAGAGCCGUCUCAGCUUCUAGCUUCAGUUCAGCUUCAGCUGAGUCUCUGA